UCCUCUGACCGCGCGAUGGCGAAGCCGCUGACUGACAGCGAGAAGCGGAAGCAAAUCAGUGUGCGCGGCAUUGCGGGGCUGGGAGACGUGGCCGAGGUGCGGAAGAGCUUCAAUCGGCACCUGCACUUCACACUGGUCAAGGGAUGCAAUGUGGCCACGCCCCGCGACUACUUCUUCGCGCUGGCUCACACGGUGCGCGACCACCUGGUGGGCCGCUGGAUCCGCACGCAGCAGCACUACUACGAGCGCGACCCCAAGCGCAUCUAUUAUCUUUCCCUGGAAUUCUACAUGGGCCGCACACUGCAGAACACAAUGGUGAACCUGGGCCUUCAGAAUGCUUGUGAUGAAGCCAUUUAUCAGCUGGGGCUGGACUUGGAAGAACUGGAGGAAAUAGAAGAGGACGCCGGCCUUGGGAAUGGAGGCCUGGGGAGGCUGGCAGCCUGCUUCCUUGACUCAAUGGCCACGUUGGGCCUGGCAGCAUAUGGCUAUGGAAUCCGCUAUGAGUUUGGGAUUUUUAACCAGAAGAUUGUCAACGGCUGGCAGGUGGAGGAGGCAGAUGACUGGCUGCGCUAUGGCAACCCCUGGGAGAAAGCCCGGCCCGAAUACAUGCUUCCUGUGCACUUCUACGGGAGAGUGGAGCACACCCCUGAGGGUGUCAGGUGGCUUGACACUCAGGUGGUGCUGGCCAUGCCGUAUGACACCCCUGUGCCGGGCUACAGGAACAACACCGUCAACACCAUGAGGCUGUGGUCCGCCAAGGCACCCAAUGACUUCAAGCUCCAUGACUUUAAUGUGGGAGGCUACAUUGAGGCGGUCCUGGACAGGAACCUGGCCGAGAACAUCUCCAGAGUCCUGUAUCCAAAUGAUAAUUUCUUCGAGGGAAAGGAACUGCGCUUGAAGCAGGAGUACUUUGUGGUGGCUGCUACCCUCCAGGACAUCAUUCGCCGCUUUAAGUCCUCCAAGUUUGGCUGCCGGGACCCAGUGAGAACCUGUUUUGAGACAUUCCCAGACAAGGUUGCCAUCCAGCUGAAUGACACCCACCCAGCCCUUGCCAUCCCUGAGCUCAUGCGGAUACUGGUGGAUGUGGAGAAAGUAGACUGGGACAAGGCCUGGGAAAUCACAAAGAAGACAUGUGCAUACACCAACCACACUGUGUUACCUGAGGCCUUGGAGCGCUGGCCUGUGUCCAUGUUUGAGAAGCUCCUGCCACGGCACCUGGAGAUCAUCUACGCCAUCAACCAGAGGCACCUUGAUCACGUGGCUUCCCUGUUCCCUGGGGAUGUGGACCGCCUGCGGAGGAUGUCUGUGAUCGAGGAAGGGGACUGCAAGCGGAUUAACAUGGCCCACCUGUGUGUGAUCGGGUCCCACGCUGUCAACGGCGUGGCGAGGAUUCACUCAGAGAUCGUGAAGCAGUCAGUCUUUAAGGAUUUUUAUGAGCUCGAGCCAGAGAAGUUCCAGAAUAAGACAAAUGGCAUCACACCCCGAAGGUGGCUGCUCCUGUGUAAUCCGGGGCUAGCCGACACCAUUGUGGAGAAAAUCGGGGAGGGUUUCCUGACUGACUUGAGCCAACUGAAGAAGCUGCUGCCAUUGGUCAACGAUGAGGCACUCAUCAGGGACGUGGCCAAGGUCAAGCAGGAAAACAAGCUGAAGUUCUCCGCAUUCCUGGAGAAGGAAUACAAGGUGAAAAUCAACCCCUCCUCCAUGUUUGACGUGCACGUGAAGAGGAUCCAUGAGUACAAGCGGCAGCUGCUGAACUGCCUGCACAUCAUCACGCUGUACAACCGAAUAAAGAAGGACCCAACCAAGGCCUUUGUGCCCAGGACUGUCAUGAUCGGGGGCAAGGCGGCCCCUGGUUACCACAUGGCCAAGAUGAUCAUCAAGCUGGUCACAUCCAUCGGCAAUGUCGUCAACCACGAUCCAGUUGUGAGCGACAGGCUUAAAGUGAUCUUCCUGGAAAACUACCGAGUGUCCUUGGCUGAGAAAGUGAUCCCCGCCGCAGACCUGUCACAGCAGAUCUCCACUGCGGGCACCGAGGCCUCGGGCACGGGCAACAUGAAGUUCAUGCUCAAUGGGGCCCUCACCAUUGGCACGAUGGAUGGUGCCAACGUGGAAAUGGCUGAGGAAGCUGGGGCUGAGAACCUCUUCAUCUUUGGCAUGCGUGUAGAGGACGUCGAGGCCCUGGACCGGAAAGGGUACAAUGCCAGAGAGUACUACGACCGCCUGCCCGAGCUGAAGCAGGCCGUGGACCAGAUCAGCAGUGGUUUCUUCUCUCCCAAGGAUCCAGACUGCUUCAGGGACAUUGUCAACAUGCUGCUGAACCAUGACAGGUUCAAGGUGUUUGCAGAUUAUGAAGCGUAUGUGGCAUGCCAGGCCCAGGUGGACCAGCUGUACAGGAACCCCAGGGAGUGGACCAAGAAGGUCAUCAGGAACAUUGCCUGCUCAGGCAAGUUCUCUAGUGACCGGACCAUCACAGAGUAUGCCCGGGACAUCUGGGGCGUGGAGCCCUCUGACCUGCAGAUCCCACCCCCCAAUCUCCCCAAGGAUUAG
Messenger RNA from Puma concolor (puma), 2547 nucleotides. RefSeq names its product glycogen phosphorylase B (gene PYGB). Gene Ontology annotation, cellular component: cytoplasm. Gene Ontology annotation, molecular function: glycogen phosphorylase activity; pyridoxal phosphate binding. The record is from RefSeq and is a predicted model, not a curated record. Lineage: Eukaryota; Metazoa; Chordata; Mammalia; Carnivora; Felidae. Gene Ontology annotation, biological process: glycogen catabolic process.